GAGAAGAAGAAGUUAGCCAGUCGGCCACCUCGGUAUCUUGCCAGACAAUAUAACCGAACCAGUAAAUCUCUUUAGACGUUUUAAUGUAUGUUAGCCACUGUGUUUUGAACACACUUCUGUCAAUCUAGUUAAUUAUAUAAUUUCAUUGCAUAUUUACGUUGUUAUUGUUAUUAGUUAGCUAACGGUAGCUGGCUGGUUAAGUUAGCAUUAGCCUUGUUAGCUAACUGUUAGCUAUCAUCCCCCGACCAUGAGUUCACCAAGCUACUCUCCUCCUGAUGAAGAGGAGGAGGUCUGCUGGACGGAGAAAGAGGGUCUGUGGCUGAAUGUUGUCGUGAAAGAGGAGAAGGAAGAGGAGGAUAUCACAGUAACAAAAGUAGAGGAAGAGGCUUUUACAGUGAAAGAAGAGGAGGAUGAGGCUUUUACAGUGAAAGAAGAAGAGGAAGACUCGGUCAGAGUGAAAGAGGAAAAAGAUCCGGAGGAGACGAGAGGAGAGAGACGUGACUAUCGUGGAUCCUCUGGGGAGCCUCAACAACAUCAUGAUGCUGACGAGGCAGAGAAGAGUCUCUCCAGAUCAGAACUCCUCAAGAAACUCCCGCAGAGACCCACAGGGAAGAAUCCUCACUGCUGCUCUCACUGUGGGAAGCGUUGCAAAUCUUUAUCAGAACUUAAAAUACACCAGAGAACACACACUGGAGAGAAACCUUAUAGCUGUGAUCAAUGUGGGAGGAGUUUUACUAUAUCAAGCCAUCUGACUUCACACCAGAGAACACACACAGGAGAGAAACCUUAUAGCUGUGAUCAAUGUGGGAAGUGUUUUACUAUAUCAAGCCAUCUGACUUCACACCAGAGAACACACACAGGAGAGAAACCUUAUAGCUGUGAUCAAUGUGGGAUGAGUUUUGCUGCAUCAAGCAAUCUGACUUCACACCAGAGAACACACACAGGAAAGAAACCUUAUAGCUGUGAUCAAUGUGGGAUGAGUUUUGCUGCAUCAAGCAAUCUGACAAGACACCAGAGAAUACACACAGGAGAGAAACCUUAUAGCUGUGAUCAAUGUGGGAAGUGUUUUACUAUAUUAAACUCUCUGACUUCACACCAGAGAACACACACAGGAGAGAAACCUUAUAGCUGUGAUCAAUGUGGGAAGAGUUUUACUAUAUCAAGCUCUCUGACUUCACACCAGAGAAUACACACAGGAGAGAAACCUUAUAGCUGUGAUCAAUGCGGGAAGUGUUUUACUAUAUCAAGCUCUCUGACUUCACACCAGAGAACACACACAGGAGAGAAACCUUAUAGCUGUGAUCAAUGCGGGAAGUGUUUUACUAUAUCAAGCCAUCUGACAUCACACCAGAGAACACACACAGGAGAGAAACCUUAUCGCUGUAAUCAAUGUGACAAGAGAUACUCUGAUAAAAGAUCUCUGAUUAAACAUCAGAAAAUACAUGAAGGAGUUGUUUCAUGAUAUCAAUGAAAUAAU
Messenger RNA from Oncorhynchus mykiss (rainbow trout), 1477 nucleotides. Lineage: Eukaryota; Metazoa; Chordata; Actinopteri; Salmoniformes; Salmonidae. The record is from RefSeq and is a predicted model, not a curated record.